AACUUCCGGACUUAAGCGGAGUUAGGCCAUAAGACGAAACGAAAAGCAAGGAACAACACGGGAUCUUCUCAUGAUAUAGACCUUCUCUACUUAUUGGAAGAGGCGUGUCUCGGACGAAAUCUAUCCAUCCAUUGAGCCAUGCUAUCGGAGCAAAUACCAUUGAGCCUGAGCGGACCUUAGAUCAAGAGACAUCAUAACUCCGUCUAUAAACAGAUGAACUUAUAUGAAAACGUGGGGCUCGUUCUAGGUAACUUAUCCAUUUAUUCUAUCCACUUCCGGCCGGAUGAUGAUCCUGAAACGAACUCGGAGGGUGGAAACCGGUGGAACCGAGCCGGACGGACGAAGAGGAGAAGCUUGAUGCUAGCAAUUGGAGCUCUACCAAGCUAGCUUCGAGGAAAGAUGUGAAUUAUAAAAGAGAGCUGGCAUGGCUCUCUCCAUCUUUUCCCAUCACUAUCUUGCCGACCAUUGAAUAAUACUUUCAAACAUCAUCAUGUCGAUUUUUGCACCUGCACCAGAGCCCAAGAGCCUGCUGGGUCGUCACAGACCGCUGGCGCCUUCGGCUGCCAUCAAGGUCAGCCCGCUGUGCCUGGGUGCCAUGAACUUUGGUGAUGCUUGGAAGGAUUUCAUGGGCGAGUGCGACAAGAAGACCACCUUUGAGAUAUUGGAUUUCUUCUACGACAACGGCGGCAACUUUAUCGAUACCGCGAACAACUACCAGAAUGAAGAAUCUGAGACCUGGCUCGGCGAGUGGAUGGAGCAGCGCGGCGUCCGCGACCAGAUGGUCAUCGCGACCAAGUAUACCACCGGCUUCCGCGCCUACAAGCGGGAUCAAGAGAUCCAGUCCAACUUUGUCGGAAACAACACCAAGAGCAUGCGUGUCUCUGUCGAUGCCAGUUUGAGAAAGUUGCGCACAUCAUACAUUGAUUUGCUCUAUGUCCACUGGUGGGACUUCAGCGCCUCCAUCGAAGAGGUGAUGCAAUCUCUCAACCAGCUCGUCCAGUCUGGCAAGGUCCUAUAUCUCGGUAUCAGUGACACUCCCGCCUGGAUUGUGAGCAAGGCGAAUCAAUACGCCCGCGAUCACGGCCUCCGCCCCUUCUCCGUCUACCAGGGCCGCUGGUCUGCCGCAAACCGCGACUUCGAGCGCGACAUCCUCCCCAUGGUCAAGGCGGAAGGCAUGGGCCUCGCUCCCUGGGGCGCCCUCGGCGGCGGCAACUUCAAGACAGCCGCCCAGCGCGAAGAACUCGCCAAGGGAACGAACCCCGGUCGUAAAUGGUUCCCUCCCUCACCCAUCGAUAUUGCCGUCUCAGACGCGCUCGAGAAAGUCGCCAAGCGCCAUAACACCGUCAUCACAAGCGUUGCUCUCGCGUACGUCAGACAGAAGGCGCCCCACGUCGUGCCCAUCGUGGGCGGUCGGAAAGUCGACCAUCUGAAGGGAAACAUUGAGGCGUUGGAUCUGCAGCUUGAGGAGGAAGAUAUCAAGGAGAUCGAGAAGAGUUAUCAGUUCGAUAUUGGGUUCCCGAUGAAUUUCAUCUUUGGGUCGCAGGAUCCGGAGACCACGAGUCCGUCGAAUGUGAUGUUGAUGAGGAGUACGGGUGUGUAUGAUUUCGUGGAGGACCCGAAGCCGAUUCGGUUGGCGAAGAAAUGAACAAGGGAUUGUUAAAGUAAUAUGGGAUGUUUGAAAGGAAAGGGGAAAGGCGAAUGAUCUAUACUCGUCAUGCAAAGUAUGGAUAUAUAUAUAUAUAUAUUACAUGUCUACAUUGCAUUACACGAGUGAGAAAUGGAAAAGCGCAUCUUCCAGACCAGUUCUAGUCAAACUUGAUAAAUUGAGAAAUAAAUAGCAGGUCGAGUAUCGA
Molecule: messenger RNA, 1853 nt
Organism: Paecilomyces variotii
Lineage: Eukaryota; Fungi; Ascomycota; Eurotiomycetes; Eurotiales; Thermoascaceae
Product: NADP-dependent oxidoreductase domain-containing protein
Exons: 5
Coding region: 491-1645 (384 amino acids)
Source: RefSeq, a predicted model, not a curated record